AUGGGUGACGCGAAGACAUUCUCCCCAUUUCUUCGCGUUGCUCUCAAGGCCGUGCUGACAGAUACUAUAACCGACUUUUCAGCCCUCCACAAGGCCGCCUCCUGUGGUGCAACUCUACCUGAGAAGUCACUCAGCAAUACAGAGAAGACCGAUGCUUCUAACCCCGAUACCCUGCUUCAGGAGCUGAAUAAAGUUUUUUUUGAGACCCUCAUUCGGUUUGAAAAGUGUCGCCGCGAAGAUUACAUCGAACUGGAGGAUGGGAACUUCCGCAAACUGAGCGAUGAUGAAAGCAUGCUUCGCACCUUUCUUGAGGAGGUGGCCAAGGUGACUGAGAUUCUGAAGCUACUAAUUAACGAGAUUGAAGACAGAGGCACAUGCAAUUCCCUGGAAACCCAGUGUGACAUAAAACAAGCCUCAGUCGACAUUCUAAUCGAUCUGGCCGAGAGCUCAAUCGAGAAAGAAGACCUCAUUGAGGACCUAAGGCGGCGGAUUAGCGUUGCCGCGAUUGAAUUUACAAAACAAAAGGAGCUCUACUUCAGCGCGCUAAGAAGAAUGCGGAACGAAUGGCAGGAGGGCCGUCAGCUGGCUGAAAUGACCAUCAAGUACCUGAAGGCGACUUACAAACAGCGAGCAAACGUUCACGCCGCAGCCUGCAACGCCAAUGCCCGACAAUUAAUUGAGGAGACCGCCCUGUUGAGGAAGAAGAUUGGCCAAGAGAAGCGGGAGUUUGCCGAGUGCAUGACCUGGCUUUUCUCAGAGCUGGACACUGAAGCCAAUCGACUCAGAUACCUGCAGGGCCGCAACGACGUUGAGGAGUUGGCAAAGAAACAGGAAAAAAUGGAAGAGGACUUAGCCAGAGAGAUAGAGGAACACACUGCCUUGAAGAAGGAAUUUGCUCACUGUGAGGCGGUCGUUACAGAAUACCGACUUGAGCAGGAGAAAAAGAGACUACAGGAAGAAUAUCAGCACAAAAUGAUGAUAUGUGUCCUUCAAGUCCAGUGCUGGUGGAGGACCAUGAUUGAAAUAAGGGGCAUCAAACUUAAAAGGAAGAGAGGCAAAGGCAAGGGUAAGAAGAAAUAA
Molecule: messenger RNA, 1080 nt
Organism: Spirometra erinaceieuropaei
Lineage: Eukaryota; Metazoa; Platyhelminthes; Cestoda; Diphyllobothriidea; Diphyllobothriidae
Source: the annotation of a GenBank genome assembly